Triticum turgidum subsp. durum (durum wheat) is the source of this 291-nucleotide messenger RNA. NCBI's taxonomy places the organism in Eukaryota, Viridiplantae, Streptophyta, Magnoliopsida, Poales, Poaceae. The record is from the annotation of a GenBank genome assembly.
AUGACCAAGGGCGAGGUUCCGUUGAUCGGCAUCGACCUUGGGACGACCUACUCCGACGUCAGCGUGUGGCAGCAGGUCGAGAUCAUGGCAAACGACCAGAGCAACCGCAUACCACACCACGCCCUCCUACAUCGCCCGAACCAGCUCGCAAUGAACCCCACCAACACUGUCUCCGAAACGACGCCCAAUGCAUGCAUAAAACGAGGUAUCCCUUUCUAUCCAUCAUCCCUGGUUUACACAUUUGGUCUAGGAUUGGACUCGCCUACUCUGAACAAUUGUUUUCUGUUCUGA